GGAGCUUACAUACUACAUGCAUGAGAAUAGACGUGGAGCUCAACACCACAGUGAAGCUGUGGUACUCGAGUGUUGCCCCCACCCCUCGUCCCCUCACGUACAACCUUCCUCAAUGUCCAGGAGGCUCUUCCCCUUGAUUGCUCUAAAACGGAGCCUCGAGGAUAUCGGUUACCUGGCUGUGGAUGUUUUCAUUACCGGUAAUAGGGAUGGAUUUCGAAGAACCCUCGUCCUCCUCCUCACAUGUAGCUUCUCCGGCCUCCUCCUCAGCUCCUUACUGCUCCUCUACCUUCUCUUCAGCCUGAACUAUGACCUGCCAGUGGCGGCGGGGAUCGCCGCCUGCGUCGAGGCGCUACUGACGGUUGCCCUCUUCCUAUCAAAGAGGGUACGGUGCCUGGCGGUUCUCUUCGUGAUAUCCAUUUUCAUGAAAAAGAGCCGGAACCUGCUGCUGACCGCUGGGACCAGUUUAGUGGUUCUGAGAAACAUCCGCAACACCCUGGAAAACACCACGGCGCUGGUCCGGAGCAUGAUUUGCAACCUGAAGGCCAAGAAAGCGGCGGCGGUCGCUCCGUUCAGUAGCUACGUGGAGGUGUUGAAGUGGCUCGGCGAGGUGCUCAGGGGGGUCACGGACUUGGGGGUGGUGAACCUCAGCUCCCGCCUCAAGGUGUCCCCCAGACUGGAGUCAGACAAAUUCCGGUGGAAACUGAGCGAAGCGGAGCAGAAGCUGAACGACACUGUGAGGCGCGCGCAGUCCCUGCUGAGCGCCGUCUCCUCCGUGACCGACAAGAUGUUCCCCGCCGCGAGCUUCCUGCUGCUCGCGCUCUUCAUAGCGCUGCACGUCAAAAGGUACCGCGGCGACGCCAGGUACCAAAACCGGUUCGUGAGCGGCAGGUUCGUGGGUUUCGACGGGAAGCGGAGGACGGAGGGGAAGCCCCACGUGCUGCCGCUCACGCAGCAGGAGGAGAAGCUGUACGCCGGCGCCGCCUCGGCCCGGCCCACCGCCGCAGAGGGCAGGGCGGCGCUGAAAUUUGGCGUCCCAGUUGUUACCCAUUUUGUGGCUUGGGUCAUAUUCAUAACUAUGGACGCCUUGUUGUACUGCUUUGUUGACAUUGUAACGAGGAAGUUAUCAGAGCUGGAGCCGCUCCAUGUCCCGCUGCUCAUGAGCAUCACAGGGAUUGCGACGUUAAUGGGCAUCCCGCUUGGCGAGGAAAGCCAUCGGAAAGACUUCUCCUACUCUGUGACCCUGUUUGAGAAGAAAUGCCUUCCUAAGCCCAAGCUGCUGCUCUACAAGUCCGUCGUUCCUCUGACUGGCAUCCUGCUCGCCCUGUUCGUCAUGGCUCUGAUGGCUGCCAAAGUGGCCCGGCUCCGGCUGAUGGUCUGCGAGCGAUUCUUCCCCGGCGCCGCGCAGGAGAGGGUGGAGUACCUCCACGCCAAAAUCCUCAGGAAGAGACGCAAGAAGAGGGAGGGGCGAGACACCUGCAGCCUCACAUCGCUCUACUUGAAGCCACAUUUCUGGUGCCCGCUGCUCUUCAGGCCCAAAGCGGAUCCGCCAAGCGUCGUGUAAGGGGAGUUCUGCUUUUAGCUGCAUGUUUUUUUUCUAUUCUCUGAUAAAAAAAAGAAGAAGAAGAAGAAGAAGGAGGACAACUUUGAACAACGGACUCCUCGUCCCCGAUGAUCCUGUUGUUCCAGCAUUCUUUUAAAAUGAACUUAUACCGUAUGAACAAAGUGACUGAACCCUACCAGUUUAUGUCUAAGCUCUCUGGUCAAACGUCAGCGUUGCUCCUGCUACAGUCAGGCUGGAGACCAAAUGCUACACGGUGCUGCACUGUUUGUAGAUCUGAUCAAAGCUUUUAAAUAUUGUUUAAAACUAUAACAUUCAGUAAAAUAAGCUGCUUUCCAUUAUUUAUUGAUGAUUGAAAUCGUAUAUUCCAGGUUGAGACUGUUGUGUUUUAACUCAGGUCCCCGGGUAGUUGAUAAAUGUGUUCCACGAGGAUCAAUAACAGGCCGUCUGCUAUUUAUUAAUGUUAUUUAUCUUCCAAGUGACCAUUGAAAUGUUUUAAUUUAUAAAAAUGAAUGCUCGCUCCAAACUCAAGAGCAUCAAGUUUGAUGUUAAGACUCUGAUCUAGUGGAAGUCUAACAGACACAGUGAUGCAAUCCAUCGUAGUACAUGUAAUGGAUUAUGGAGGUAUACGGUUUUCACAUUGAACAAUCAGAUCCUCAGAUCACGGAAAAGAAUUGAUUCUUAAGUACUGCUUGAACUAGGAACUAGUUGUUUAAAUGAUCUGGAAAAAUAAGUGACGAACUGAUAUUCUGUGUGUGUAAAUAUAUUUCUUUCAGAUAUCAAUUUAUGGCACAUUAAAGUAAUAAAUGUGCUGCAUCCUU
Messenger RNA from Gasterosteus aculeatus aculeatus (three-spined stickleback), 2379 nucleotides. It is a transcript of the gene dcstamp, whose product is annotated as dendrocyte expressed seven transmembrane protein. Gene Ontology annotation, cellular component: membrane. NCBI's taxonomy places the organism in Eukaryota, Metazoa, Chordata, Actinopteri, Perciformes, Gasterosteidae. The record is from RefSeq and is a predicted model, not a curated record.